CCGGGCUCGCUGAGGCGGGCAGGUCUUCCGGCGCCGGCACCGCCUCCUGCCGAGGGGAUCUGGCGUCUGCCGGGAGGGCGGCUGCGUGGCCCGCGGGUCCCGGACCGGGAUUCCGGCAGCUCAUCUCUUGCGGUUCAUCGCGCACGCGGAGGUUGGCGUACCUGCGGGGAUCGCACCUGCGGAGGGCGUAGCUGGGCGUGAGGAGGAGGAAGGGCGAGAUCCAGCCUGAGUGACCGGCGCUCCAGCCUGCCCUCGUAAGACCUGGGCCUUGGGGGGACCAAAGGGACGAGACUGCCCAGGCCCUGCCUCGGAGAAUUCCCCUGCUCAUCGGGGGCGGGCGUGAGGGAGCAGAUGAACUCAUCACAGACCAAAGAUGGCUGCGUUGGGAAGGAGGCUGGAUUUGGGGCACAGAGACAAACAAAUACACUUCCAAGAGAGCUGCCAGAUCCUGAGGAGAUAAGAUGUGAUGUCAAGCUGGCCUGUUUAUGGGGACUGGAGACUCUUAACCAGUAGAAGAGUGUGGGCCACUGGCUACAAGAUGAACUGUCGCUCGGAGGUGCUGGAGGUGUCGGUGGAGGGGCGGCAGGUGGAGGAGGCCAUGCUGGCCGUGCUGCACACGGUGCUUCUGCACCGCAGCACAGGCAAGUUCCACUACAAGAAGGAGGGCACCUACUCCAUUGGCACCGUGGGCACCCAGGAUGUUGACUGCGACUUUAUCGACUUCACCUACGUGCGUGUCUCCUCUGAGGAGCUGGACCGUGCCCUGCGCAAGGUCGUCGGGGAGUUCAGGGAUGCUCUGCGCAACUCCGGGGGCGACGGGCUGGGGCAGAUGUCCUUGGAGUUCUAUCAGAAGAAGAAGUCUCGCUGGCCUUUCUCAGAUGAGUGCAUCCCCUGGGAGGUGUGGACCGUCAAGGUGCAUGUGGUGGCCCUGGCCACGGAGCAGGAGCGGCAGAUCUGCCGGGAGAAGGUGGGCGAGAAGCUCUGUGAGAAGAUCAUCAACAUCGUGGAGGUGAUGAACCGGCACGAGUACCUGCCCAAGAUGCCCACGCAGUCCGAGCUGGACAAUGUGUUUGACACAGGCCUGCGGGACGUGCAGCCCUACCUCUACAAGAUCUCCUUCCAGAUCACCGACGCCCUGGGCUCCUCUGUCACCACCACCAUGCGCAGGCUCAUCAAAGACACCCUAGCCCUCUAGGCCUUGCUGGGGCCUUGCGUGCGCCUUGAUGGCUUGUGGACCUUGGCUUCUGAGGACCAUACUGUUAGGCCCUUAGGGGCUCUGGAACCCGCUCUGGGUCCUUGAUGAGACUUGGAAGGGCCACUGCUGGCUUCCUUGUUUUGUGGUUGCCAGUCUCUGGCCAUCCUCUUAACCUUCACUGUGGGUCAAGUCUGGCCUCCAUGGUCUCUCUGCUCCCCUGGUGGGGGGGUCCCCUUUCCUUCGCUGUACAGAGGAGUCGUCACUAGGAUGGUGAAUAAAAUUGAGAAUGUGAA
Molecule: messenger RNA, 1488 nt
Organism: Camelus dromedarius (Arabian camel)
Lineage: Eukaryota; Metazoa; Chordata; Mammalia; Artiodactyla; Camelidae
Gene: ATG101
Product: autophagy related 101
Exons: 6
Coding region: 467-1195 (242 amino acids)
Biological process (GO): autophagy; autophagosome assembly
Cellular component (GO): phagophore assembly site
Source: RefSeq, a predicted model, not a curated record